AUGGCAUCCACAGCAUUGAAGUUGUCUCUCCCGAUGCCUAGCUCCCCCGACUUUCGUAUCUUUUGCGACCGAUGUAUUUUCCCGGUCCUGCUACACAGUGUUAUCGCUCUCACUGCCAUGCAGUACUACGUUUUUCAGGAAGACUGUGCUCCGAGUAACCUGCUUCGUGCUAAUGUCGACGUCUGCGUCAUGCUUGCCCCAGACUGGCAUCAAAGGCGAGCUUCUGACAAGCGCACCCUUACCAAUGUGUGUCACGGUAUACUCGUCCUACUACUCCUCGCGCUAGUAUGUCUGGGAAUUCUGGAUAUUCUCGGCUAUUUCCUGGGACUUCCAACCUUGAUCAGGGACCUUUCAAAUCAGCAGAGGUGUCGACAUAUGACUGGCGCUUUCGAUAAUGUCAAAUGGUCGUUCUAUGCUACUGGCCUGCAGUGCGAUGCGACGGUGCAGGAAUCUAUUAUUCAAGGGGCUAUCGCCGAGUACAUCCGGAACGCGGAGAAUGGGACAAUCUGUGGCACCCAGUGCUUGCGUCUGGAUCAUGGCGGUACCUGGAAUGGGUGGUUGAAGUUGGGCUCGGUCAGCAGCUUUAAAGAGGAUGCUUACUGUGGAGUCGGCCUGCCGUUUGACACAAGUCUCUCUGGUGGAAACGACAAUAUCUAA
Molecule: messenger RNA, 657 nt
Organism: Aspergillus lentulus
Lineage: Eukaryota; Fungi; Ascomycota; Eurotiomycetes; Eurotiales; Aspergillaceae
Source: RefSeq, a predicted model, not a curated record